AUGAGAUUCCUGACUUUUUCUAUAUGGUUUCACGCCGCUGCCUUCGCGUUCUCCGGCAUACACCAUCUCAUCCAUGAGAUCCAAACCCGCCAAUCGACCUCGGAGACAGGUCAAUUGAUUGGAGACCUCAUCGACGGGGCCACCAGCUCCGUUGGCAGACGGGUACGUGAUUGUAUCACAGGAGAGGCAUCGUGUGAACUUCAGGCCAGGAAGGAUUACAAACGUCCUGGCAGCCUAGACAGUGCCAUGUGUCGAGAAGAUACAUGCUGCGUAUGGGACUUUGUUCAAGAAGAGCUGACAAGCCAAUUUCGCCACGGCAAUGGAACGUGUACCAGCCUGGCUCGAGCGGCGGUACGAUUGGGCUUCCACGAUGCAGGAUCCUGGUCAACCACAAGCGGCACAGGUGGCGCCGAUGGCAGCUUAUUGCUCAGCUCGGAGGAGAUCGAACGCCCCGAGAAUAACGGCCUUCAGGAAAUCCGAUCGAAAGCGCUAACAAUCCUCCACCGUUAUUCCGGAAGCGGUAUCUCCGCGGCAGACUUGGUACAAUUCAUGCACAAUGUCGCCACGGUGACCUGCCCGUUGGGUCCCCGGAUGCUGACCUUAGUGGGACGGAAGGAUAGCCAGGAAUCAAACCCCGGGGAUCUCAUUCCGUCGAACAAUGCGACGGAUGCCCGCUAUCUGAUUGAACUAUUUCAGAACAAGACAAUCUCGCCGCGAGAUUUGGCGGCACUCUUGGGGGCGCAUACCGUUGCCCGGCAAUUUUACGUGGAUUCCACAAUGGCCGGCCAGGGACUCGAUUCCACGCCAGGGGUGUGGGAUAUGAACUUCUAUCGGGAGAUGGCGCUUCCGAGCCCACCUCCGGGCGUAUUUCGACUACCCAGUGAUGCAGCCCUGUCCGUAGCGGACGGUACUGCGCGACGGUUCGAAGCAUUCACGGAUGUGACCUUCGGUCAAACCGUCUGGAAUGCGCAGUAUGCCUCCGCCUAUGUGCGCCUCAGUCUCCUUGGAGUCGACAACAUCAACCAGCUCACCGAUUGCAGUCAUGUUCUGCCAGAUGCAGUGACUGCGUUUGCAGCGCCAUCUCCAACGUCAACAUCAGCGUCUGCCGGAGCGCGACUGUUACCGGCGACGAUUAGGGGCAUCAUUCACGGACUGCUUGCGGUAUCGCUAUCUAUCCUGUUAGUUUAG
Molecule: messenger RNA, 1188 nt
Organism: Aspergillus bombycis
Lineage: Eukaryota; Fungi; Ascomycota; Eurotiomycetes; Eurotiales; Aspergillaceae
Exons: 4
Coding region: 1-1188 (395 amino acids)
Biological process (GO): hydrogen peroxide catabolic process; response to reactive oxygen species; cellular response to oxidative stress
Molecular function (GO): peroxidase activity; heme binding
Source: RefSeq, a predicted model, not a curated record